UGCCAUCAGUUGUCCUGCAACGCGGUCCAAGAGAGUUGUUAUCGCCAGCUCCGCCGUCGCCUGGGUCCUCGUAAAAGACUAAAACAGAACGCUUAACGGACCCCGAGUUUGUGCCCCGAGUUCGUGCCGGAGUCUGUGUGCCAGAGCCAGUUAUGUGUAGACCGAGUUAUGGCAGUUUGCUGCUUAUCGCGGCAUCCUGCUACGUCCUCGUCUCCAGCCAGGCCAAGGCCCUGCAGGGCGCAAACAAACUGGAUUUGGCAAAUCACAUCAGCGCAGGCCCUGCCAGAGGAUCGUCGGCGGGAGGCGGGGCCGAUGCGGUGCGCGCUGCGAUGACGGAAGCGCGCCAUAAGCGGGCCAUGGGCGAGUACAAAGAGCUGACUGACAUCAUUGACGAGCUGGAGGAGAACAGUUUGUCGCAAAAGGCUGCGGCCGUGGCUCCGCUGCCGCCACAGGCACAGGAAUUCGACUUGGAUAGCAUGCCGCCUUUGACCUACUACCUGCUGCUGCAGAAGCUGCGACAGUUGCAGAGCAAUGGCGAGCCCGCUUUUCGCGUGCGCACGCCACGCCUUGGACGCAGCAUUGACUUCCAGCAGCUCCUGGACGCCGGGGGGGCCAGCGGGGAGGCGGCUGGCGGCCAGUUCAUGUCGCGCAUGAUGAAGAAAUCGGUGCCGUUCAAGCCGCGCCUGGGCAAACGUGCUCAAGUAUGCGGCAGUGCUGGCAGCGGCGGCGAUUGAGUCA
This is a messenger RNA of Drosophila pseudoobscura, 738 nucleotides long. It is a transcript of the gene Hug, whose product is annotated as protein hugin. The transcript has 3 exons. NCBI's taxonomy places the organism in Eukaryota, Metazoa, Arthropoda, Insecta, Diptera, Drosophilidae. The record is from RefSeq and is a predicted model, not a curated record. Bases 153 to 734 code for a protein of 193 amino acids.